Cucurbita moschata (crookneck pumpkin) is the source of this 2253-nucleotide messenger RNA. RefSeq names its product transport inhibitor response 1-like protein Os04g0395600. The transcript is spliced from 3 exons. Gene Ontology annotation, cellular component: SCF ubiquitin ligase complex. Gene Ontology annotation, biological process: SCF-dependent proteasomal ubiquitin-dependent protein catabolic process. Bases 351 to 2111 code for a protein of 586 amino acids. Lineage: Eukaryota; Viridiplantae; Streptophyta; Magnoliopsida; Cucurbitales; Cucurbitaceae. The record is from RefSeq and is a predicted model, not a curated record.
UCUUCUGCUUUUUCUAUAAUACGCAAUUACUCGGCUUUCUCACUUUGGCUCUUCCCACUUCCCAAUCGCUACAAAACAUCCCAUUUUCGUUAUUAGCUUCACUGAGUCAACUCGGCCCUCCUCUGUUUCUUCUUCAACUUCAUAUACGAUUCUCUGCUUUACUCUCAGUUUCCUCUUUAAUUUUCAAGUUCUUGUAGAUCUCUGUUUUCCUCGUCCUGUUCUUAUUCAUUUUGGUUUGAAUUACUCGGCGUUGUUUGUUUCUGGGAAAUUUUGAAGUACAUUUUCGAAUUUGAUUUUCCUUAUGGGGGUUUUCAGAUAAUCAAUCUGUUGGGUGUUUUUUGAGGGGAAAAAUGAGUUCGAAGAGGAAGAAGAAGGGGGGGUCAGGGGACUCGGACGAGUCGACUCGGGGUGGUUCCAUUUUCCCAGAUGAGGUAUUGGAAAGGGUUCUGGGUUUGGUUAAGUCUCGAAAAGAUAGAAGCUCUGUUUCCCUGGUUUGUAAAGAUUGGUUCAACGCCGAGCGGUGGUCUCGAACCCACGUUUUCAUCGGGAACUGUUACUCUGUUUCACCGGAAAUUGUAAUCCGACGGUUCCCGAACAUUCGGAGUGUGUCGUUGAAGGGGAAACCUAGGUUUUCGGAUUUCAAUUUGGUGCCACCGAAUUGGGGAGCUGAUAUUCAUUCAUGGCUUGUCGUGUUCGCUUCAAAAUACCCGAAUCUUGAAGAGUUGAGGCUCAAAAGAAUGACUGUAACUGACGAGAGCUUGGAGUUUUUGGGUCGUUCGUUCCCUAAUUUCAAAGCGCUUUCAAUGAUGAGCUGCGAUGGGUUCAGCACCGAUGGGCUUGCGGCCAUUGCCACUCACUGCAAGAACUUGACGGAGCUGGACAUACUUGAGAAUGACAUCAAUGACAAGAGUGGAAAUUGGCUGAGUUGCUUCCCAGAUACCUUGAAAUCUCUGCAAGUACUCAACUUUGCAAGUUUGAACAGCGACGUCAGUUUUGAGUCCCUUGAGAAGCUGGUAAGAAGGUGCAAAUCAUUGAAGGUUUUGAAGGUCAAUAGGAAUAUAAACUUAGAACAAUUACAGAGGCUGCUUGUUAAUGCUCCUCAGUUAACAGAGUUAGGCACCGGCUCUUUCUCUCAAGAGCUCACUCUUCGGCAGUACUACGACCUCGAAGAUGCCUUUAAAAGUUGCAACAAUCUUCAUACUCUCUCGGGCUUAUUGGAGUCCACAGUGUUGUAUCUCCAAGUUCUUUUUCCUGCCUCUGCCAACUUAACAUUCUUGAAUCUCAGCUACGCCAUUCUGCACGGUGGUGAACUUGCUGGUCUUCUUUCCCACUGCCCCGCCCUCCGCCGCCUUUGGGUUUUAGACACAGUUGAAGACAAGGGCCUGAAGGCUGUUGGACUGAGCUGCCCCUUGCUAGAGGAACUGCGUGUAUUUCCAGCAGAUCCGUAUGCUGACAAUUUAGUUCAUGGGGUAACAGAGUCUGGGUUUCUUGCUGUCUCUUAUGGCUGCCCUAAACUCCAUUACGUUCUCUACUUUUGUCAUCAGAUGACAAACGAGGCUGUAGCCACCAUUGUGCAGAACUGCCCAGAUUUCACCCAUUUUCGUCUCUGUAUUAUGAACCCCCACCAACCUGACUAUCUUACAAAGCAACCAAUGGACGAGGCCUUUGGUGCGGUGGUGAAAACAUGCUCUAAGCUACGUAGACUAGCCAUUUCGGGUUUGCUAACAGACAUAACAUUUGAAUACAUAGGGAAAUAUGCAAAAAACUUGGAAACUCUUUCAGUGGCUUUUGCUGGAAGCAGCGACUGGGGAAUGCAGUGUGUUAUGAGUGGUUGUCCAAAGCUGAGAAAACUGGAAAUCAGAGACAGUCCAUUUGGAAAUGCUGCUUUGCUUUCUGGUUUGGAAAGGUAUGAAUCCAUGAGAUCUCUAUGGAUGUCGGCCUGUAAGGUGACGAUGAAUGGGUGUCGAAUUUUGGCGAAGCAGGUGCCGAGGUUGAACGUUGAGGUUAUUAAGGAUGGUGGGAGUGAUGAAUGUGAGGCUGAAAGUGUUUAUGUAUACCGCUCCGUUGCAGGCCCGAGAAGAGAUGCCCCGUCUUUCGUUCUCACCCUCUAAAUCCUUGUAAGUAUUAAGGAUCAUUUGGCUUUACAAAAAAUGAAGUUCAAACUCCGCAUCAGAUUAGCUUGAUUGUUGUUCUUGGGGAAUUAAUAUGUUCUAAUCUCAUAAAUCACAUCCAAUGAUGGUGUGACAGUUGAAA